Sesamum indicum (sesame) is the source of this 2250-nucleotide messenger RNA. The record is from RefSeq and is a predicted model, not a curated record. Lineage: Eukaryota; Viridiplantae; Streptophyta; Magnoliopsida; Lamiales; Pedaliaceae.
AUGCCAAGGUCUUCUCGUACAGGUGAAUUGGUAUACGACCCCGAAAUCGAAAAGACCGCACGAAAACUUCGUCAGGAGACUAAGCAACAACUGGAAGGAACAUCCGCUCCAUACGAAGAUAAAGAAGACCCAACUUUUGAGUUUGAAGAAUCCGUAAGCGAAUCCGAAGAAGAGACGAUGGCUUUGAUCCCUGAAAGAUCGAUCAAUGACAUGACGUCACCCGAUCUAAACCAGCAGCUACUGUGCAUUGAAUACCCCGACUUAGAGGUAGAUUUUGAGCUGAAAUCUGGAUUAAUUCAUUUACUUCCUACUUUCCGUGGUCUCGCAGGUGAAGAUCCACAUAAGCAUCUGAAGGAAUUCCAUGUGGUGUGUUCCGGAAUGCGACCACAAGGCAUAAGCGAGGAACAAGUCAAAUUGAGAGCAUUCCCCUUCUCUCUCGCCGAUCAAGCGAAAGAUUGGUUGUAUCUCCUACCUUCAGGAUCCAUUACAAGAUGGAACGAUCUCAAAAAACAGUUCCUUGAGAAAUACUUCCCUGCCUCAAGAGCCACAACAAUCCGGAAGGAGAUCAGCGGAAUUCGACAAUUCACGGGAGAAAGUCUUUUCGAAUAUUGGGAAAGAUUCAAUCGACUAGUGGAGAGUUUCCCCCAUCAUCAAAUCCCGAACCACCUGUUGAUCCAGUAUUUCUAUGAAGGUCUAUCAAAUAUGGAUAGAAAACUGAUAGAUGCGGCAAGUGGUGGAGCAUUGUUCGACAAAACCCCCACCGAGGCGCGUAAACUAAUCUCGACUAUGGCGUCCAACACGCAACAAUUUGGGGUUAGACAUGAUGAUCCACCUAGGAAGAGCAACGAGGUAAGUAAUCUUGAAGAACGUUUAAGUCAACUAACAACUGUUGUUGAAAAAGUUGUUGCAAAUAUUUAUCAACAAGUCAAAGCAUGUGGUAUCUGCACCUUAACGGGACACGCCACCGACAUGUGCCCAACUCUUCAAGAAUCAACUACCGAACAUGCCAACGCCGUAGAAGGAUUCGCGGGACAACAACAGAAAAGAUAUGAUCCUUUCUCCAACACAUACAACCCCGGAUGGAGGGACCACCCGAAUCUGAAUUACGGCAACCAACACUUUCAAAAACCUCAAUACCGACCACCUCCACAGCUUAACCCCACGCCAAACACAUCUCUCGAAGACAUAAUGAAAGCGUUAGUGACCAACACACAACAAUUUCAGCAACAGACCCAGGCGAAUUUCCAACAAUUCCAACAACAGACACAACAAUUUCAACAACAGACUCAGACGAGCAUUCAAAAUCUAGAAUCUCAAAUCAGUCAAUUGGCGUCGUCUAUUGGUAAGCUAGAGUCUCAAGGUAAGCUACCUUCUCAAUCUGUCAUUAACCCUAGACAAAAUGUUAGUGCUAUUACGCUUUGUAGUGGAAAAGAAUUGCAGGAAUAUGUGAACGAAGAUGACACCAAACGUGGGCUCGGUGUGAAAAGAAAGCCAGAAAAAGAAAUUGAGGUCCAACAAGAACAAACCAAACACGAAGUGGACCAUCCGCAGCCUUUGGUAACUAGACCACCAUUCUCAGAAAGAUUCACCAAAGCGAAGAAGGAAGAGGAGGAAAAAGAGAUCCUUGAAACGUUCCGCAAAGUGGAGGUAAACAUCCCGCUGCUCGAUGCCAUCAAGCAAAUACCCCGAUACGCGAAAUUUUUCAAAGAAUUGUGCACUAGCAAGGGUAAACUCAAGGGAAACGAACGAGUAAGUAUGGGGGAGAACGUCUCCGCAAUUCUCCAACGAAAAUUACCCCCAAAAUGCAAUGAUCCAGGUACGUUUUCUAUCCCUUGUAAAAUUGAAAAAAUUAGAAUAGAAAAAGCGAUGUGUGAUUUAGGUGCCUCUAUCAAUAUUAUGCCUCUUACUAUAUAUGAAUCUUUGAAUGUUGGCCCAUUGAAAGAAACGGGGGUCAUUCUUCAACUUGCCGAUCGUUCUGUAGUUUACCCCGAAGGAAUUCUUGAGGAUGUACUUGUGCAAGUUAAUGAAUUGGUUUUUCCUACUGAUUUUUAUGUGCUUGAUAUGAGGGGGGAUAUUUCUCCCAAUUCUACAUCCAUCUUACUAGGAAGACCAUUCCUUAAAACCUCAAAAACCAAAAUUGAUGUUGAUGCCGGAAUUCUUUCUAUGGAAUUUGAUAAUGAGAGGAGCAUUCAAGACAACAAUUGUCAAAAGAUCGAGUCGAAGAACUUACAAGAAAAAAGUCUUUCAUGA